CUUUAUUUAAUUAGUUUUUGUUUUUGUUUUUUGUUUUUUUUCUUCUUCUCUUCUCUGUAUAAAAGAAAUCUGAGCCAGCUAUUUCCAUUUCAACCGACACGCCAUUACCUUCACAAACUCAUCAAACUUGAAUAGAGGAACCAGAGUUCUUGAGAGAGAGAGAGAGAGAGAGAAGAGAGAGAACAAGUGAUCAUGGCCCUUGUAAAUGAAAUCAUGGGUUCUUCAUGUGUAGAGAGGUCCUCGUUUGUUUCUUCUUCUUUCUCAAAAGUGCUUCUACGCCAAAGUCUUCAACAGAAGCAGAACCGGUUCUUUGUUAGCCCUGUCUUUGUUCCAUUAGAAAACACAAGAUUUGUGAGGUUGAGGAAGGCUGCAAAGUUUCCUGUUGCUGCUAUCAGUGAGGAUUUAAUGAAGGACUCUUCUUCUUCUUCUUCUUCUGUGCCUGCAGAGAAACCAGUGAAAUUCAAGGUUAGAGCUGUUGUCACAGUGAGGAACAAGAUCAAAGAAGAUUUCAAAGAGACCAUUUUCAAGCAUCUAGAUGCUUUAACUGAGAUGAUAGGAAGAAAUGUUGUUCUUGAGCUAGUUAGCACUGAGAUUGAUCCAAAAACGAAAGCUGCAAAGAAGAGUAAUGAAGCAGUGUUGAAGGACUGGUCAAAGAAGUCAAAUGUUAAAGCAGAGAGGGUUAAUUACACAGCUGAAUUCAUCGUAGACUCGAGUUUUGGGGAGCCAGGAGCGAUUACUGUGACAAAUAAACACCAAAAAGAGCUCUUCUUGGAAAGUAUAACCAUUGAAGGAUUUGCUAGUGGACCAGUUCAUUUCCCCUGCAACUCAUGGGUUCAAGCCAGAAAAGAUCACCCAGGAAAGAGAAUUUUCUUCUCUAACAAGCCUUAUUUACCCGGAGAUACACCAGCUGGGCUUAGAUUAUUGAGGGAGAAAGAGUUAAGAAAUCUCAGAGGUGAUUGCAAAGGAGUUAGGAACUUAUGUGACAGAAUAUAUGAUUAUGACACAUACAAUGAUCUUGGAAAUCCAGAUAAAGGAGUUGAACUUGUUAGACCAACUCUUGGAGGGUCAGAAAUGUAUCCAUACCCAAGACGGUGUCGUACUGGUCGUGCCCCAUCGGAUACAGAUAUGUACGCUGAGAGUCGUGUGGAGAAGCCAUUGCCUAUGUAUGUGCCAAGAGAUGAACGAUUUGAGGAAUCUAAGCAGAACACAUUCUCUGUCAAGAGGCUCAAAGCAGUGUUACAUAACUUGAUCCCGAGCCUUAAGGCUAGCCUUUCUGCUAAUAACCAAGACUUUAAUGAAUUCUCAGACGUUGAUGGCCUUUACAGUGAAGGGUUGCUCAUUAAGUUUGGGUUACAAGAUGACGUUUUGAAGAGACUUCCAUUGCCAAACGUUGUCAGCAAGAUCCAAGAAUCCAGCCAGGGACUUCUUAAGUAUGACACUCCCAAGAUUAUUUCCAAGGACAAAUUUGCAUGGUUGCGAGAUGACGAAUUUGGUCGCCAAGCACUAGCAGGAAUUAACCCGGUCAACAUUGAAAGGCUCAAAGUUUUCCCACCCGUUAGCAAAUUAGACCCGGAAAUUUAUGGUCCACAAGAGUCUGCUCUUAAAGAAGAACACAUUUUAAGUCAACUAAAUGGCAUGACUGUUCAACAGGCAAUAGAGGAAAAUAAGCUGUUUAUUAUUGAUUAUCAUGAUGUCUACCUUCCAUUUCUUGAAGGGAUCAAUGCCUUAGAUGGUAGAAAAUCAUAUGCUACACGUACCAUUUUUUUCUUGACAUCCCUUGGUACUCUCAAGCCUGUGGCUAUAGAACUUAGCCUGCCUCCUGCUGGACCCAGUUCACGAUCAAAACGCGUAGUUACUCCUCCUAUUGAUGCAACUACUAAUUGGAUAUGGCAACUUGCCAAGGCCCAUGUCUGCUCCAAUGAUGCUGGGGUGCACCAACUUGUUAACCAUUGGUUACGCACACAUGCCUGCUUGGAACCAUUUAUAUUGGCAGCUCAUAGGCAAUUGAGUGCUAUGCAUCCUAUUUUUAAGUUAUUGGAUCCACACAUGAGGUACACGUUGGAGAUCAAUGCCCUAGCUCGCCAGAGCUUAAUCCAUGCAGAUGGAAUCAUUGAGUCUAGCUUCACUCCUGGUCGCUACUCUAUGGAGAUUAGUUCAGCUGCUUACAAAAACUUUUGGCGCUUUGACAUGGAUAGCCUCCCUGCUGAUCUCAUCCGCAGGGGAAUGGCAGUACCUGACCCAACACAACCACAUGGUCUAAAGCUUGUAAUGGAAGACUACCCUUAUGCAUCUGAUGGACUACUAAUCUGGUCUGCAAUAGAAAAUUGGGUUCGCACCUAUGUGAACCAUUACUACCCACAUUCAAGCCUCAUAUGCAAUGACAAAGAGCUGCAAGCAUGGUACUCUGAGUCAAUCAAUGUGGGCCAUGCUGAUCUUAGGCAUGAAAGCUGGUGGCCUACAUUGAACAACAGUGAGAAUCUUGUCUCCAUCAUUUCUAUUUUGAUUUGGAAUGCAUCUGCACAACAUGCUGCUCUUAACUUUGGUCAGUAUCCUUAUGGUGGCUAUGUGCCAAACCGUCCCCCAUUAAUGAGAAGGUUAAUACCACAAGAGAGUGACCCAGAAUAUACCAGUUUUUUAGCAGACCCACAAAAGUAUUUUCUCAAUGCAUUGCCUAGCUUGUUGCAAGCUACAAAAUUCAUGGCUGUGGUUGACACACUCUCCACUCACUCACCUGAUGAGGAGUACUUGGGAGAGCGGCAACAACCAUCGAUUUGGUCAGGUGAUGCUGAGAUCAUUGAGGCAUUCUAUGACUUCUCAGCAAAGAUAAGGCAGAUAGAGAAGGUGAUUGAUAGCAGGAACUGUGAUAGGACUCUGAGGAACCGUUGUGGUGCAGGUGUGUUGCCUUAUGAGUUACUUGCACCUAGCUCAGAACCUGGUGUUACAUGCAGAGGGGUUCCAAAUAGUGUGUCCACAUAAAAUUCCUAAACAAAUAAAUAAGGGAGUCACAUCCCACAUUUUGAUGAUAAGCACAAUGGUUGGCUUACUAGUAACUACUAUAUAGUCAGUUAUUCAGUGGAACAAAUGACCAUGCCCAAUUUGUACCUAGAUUUGAUAAAUGAUAUAGUAACUUAGGGUUGUAUAGACUGUAUAUCUUCAGAUCGAGUUCUCUGGUGUUGGAGGAUGUAUGACUGUUUAUAAGAUCAUUAUCACAGUCAGUGGUUUUCUUUUGUACUAUUUUUGGAGUUAUUGAUUGCAAAUAAUAGAGAACAUCAUCCCAAGCGAGGCAUUCAUAGACAAAUUGUACUAAGUAUUGUAUAAUUUUGUAGUAUAAAAAUUUCUAAAC
Molecule: messenger RNA, 3343 nt
Organism: Gastrolobium bilobum
Lineage: Eukaryota; Viridiplantae; Streptophyta; Magnoliopsida; Fabales; Fabaceae
Product: linoleate 13S-lipoxygenase 3-1, chloroplastic-like
Exons: 8
Coding region: 193-2976 (927 amino acids)
Biological process (GO): lipid oxidation
Molecular function (GO): metal ion binding; oxidoreductase activity, acting on single donors with incorporation of molecular oxygen, incorporation of two atoms of oxygen; protein binding
Source: RefSeq, a predicted model, not a curated record